Amphiprion ocellaris (clown anemonefish) is the source of this 5693-nucleotide messenger RNA. RefSeq names its product adrenergic, alpha-2D-, receptor b (gene adra2db). Gene Ontology annotation, cellular component: membrane. The record is from RefSeq and is a predicted model, not a curated record. Gene Ontology annotation, biological process: regulation of vasoconstriction; regulation of smooth muscle contraction; platelet activation. The transcript has a single exon. The coding region runs from base 385 to 1656 and encodes 423 amino acids. NCBI's taxonomy places the organism in Eukaryota, Metazoa, Chordata, Actinopteri, Pomacentridae. Gene Ontology annotation, molecular function: alpha2-adrenergic receptor activity.
AGUGAUGUCACCCCACUCCUGUGUGGACAGUCGUUCCACCCGCAGUGUGUGUUUCCCGUUCGUCUCCAAAACGCAAAAGCAACAUUACGCAUGGCACUGUGCCAUCGGAGGACUUUUGUCGUGGAGCCUUUGUGGAUUGUGAAGUCUGUUCUUCUCACAUUUGUGAUGCAGUCGGGACUUGGUAUCUAGAACAAUUUGAAUGGCCGGUGAUGAAGGCUUUGCUAUUUCAGAGGAUUAGUUUUUGCAGCCUUUGCGUCUCAUGUAGGUUUGCGCAGAUCUGGAGCAUUACGCGCAACCUGUCUCCAUGCAGCGCACCUAGCUGUUUUAGGAAGGAGAACUGUGCAAAAUAACAAAGAUGAUACGAAAGGACUAUUUGCAGUCAGAAUGGAAUUAACCCCGUUAGAUCUGUUGGUGGAAAACGUUUCCAACAAUGAGAACACCACCGACGCACCGUUUGCUUUGCCACACACGGAGGUAGCCACUGCGCUCAUCAUCCUGGUGGUCACUGUGAUCAUUUUUGUGACCAUUGUGGGCAAUGUGUUGGUGAUUGUAGCAGUGCUCACUAGCAGGGCUCUCCGUGCGCCCCAGAACCUUUUCCUUGUCUCUCUUGCAUGUGCGGACAUCCUGGUGGCCACCCUGGUCAUCCCCUUCUCCCUUGUCAAUGAGGUGAUGGGCUACUGGUACUUUGGGAGUACUUGGUGCGCCUUUUAUCUAGCUCUGGAUGUGUUGUUCUGCACCUCAUCCAUCGUGCACCUGUGCGCCAUCAGCCUGGACCGCUAUUGGUCCGUGACAAAGGCGGUGAGCUACAACCUGAAGCGGACACCAAAGCGCAUCAAGUCCAUGAUCGCCGUGGUUUGGAUAAUAUCUGCUAUCAUCUCCUUCCCUCCUCUCCUCAUGACCAAACAUGACGAGCGGGAGUGCCUGCUGAACGAUGAGACCUGGUACAUCCUCUCAUCCUGCCUCGUGUCCUUCUUCGCUCCGGGUCUCAUCAUGAUUCUGGUUUAUUGCAAGAUCUAUAAAGUGGCCAAGCAGCGCUCCUCCACCGUAUUUGUGGCCAAGAACGGCCUGGAGAGGCAACCCUCUCAGUCAGAGACCUGUUUUGUCAGGAAGGACCGGUUCGAGAUGGAGAGCCCGAGCAGCCAAAGCUCCGGGAGCCAGCAGCAGGGGCAGGGGGAGCUGGAUGACAUCGACCUGGAGGAGAGCUGCUGUCAGUCAGAUACUAAAACCCGCCACCAUCGCUUCACCAAGCGAAGGAAAGUGGAGGGAUCGGACUGCUGCCCGCCACAGAACUGCCGACUCUCCUGGGCUUCGGCCCGGGCGUUACAGCUCUACCCGGAGCAGAAGAAUCCAGCUGUGCGACAACAGCUGGCGGCAGCCAACAAGACCAAAGUGGCCCAGAUGCGGGAGAAGCGCUUUACCUUCGUGCUGGCGGUGGUGAUGGGAGUGUUUGUGCUCUGCUGGUUCCCCUUCUUCUUUACCUACAGUCUGCAUGCAAUCUGCAGGGACAGCUGCUACAUUCCUGGUGCACUUUUCAACCUUUUCUUCUGGAUUGGCUACUGCAACAGUUCUGUGAACCCCAUAAUCUACACAAUUUUCAACAGGGACUUCAGAAAAGCCUUCAAGAAAAUCAUAUGCAGAACUUCAAAACGCACGUGAAGGGGUUCCAGUUCUUUUGUUCUGCCUGUCACUCAAUAGUACCAGGAAGGAGCUGUAUUAUUAUAACUCAUUGUUCUUGCCUACUGUCUGCUUUCCCUUCAUUUUGAUGUAAUAAUUAUGAUAUUGAAAAACAAGCCAGUGUUGUGCAAACAUUUAAGUGUCUAUGAAUAAAAGUCAUAUGGUGGAGUAAAACAAAACAAAAAUAUUUUCAGUCCGUCAGUGUUGCAAACCUGAUCAAAUGUGGUCACGUUUUGGCUUAUUAUUCUGUUUGAGAUAUGAGAUGUAUUACUGCAUAUCUCUUAAUAAGAAAUCCGUGCUGGAUCAAUCCUGCAGCAAGCAGGAGAAAAGAGAUGCUUCAUUUGAAAUCAUGUACAUAGCUGGAUUCCACUGCUGGCAGCUGGUUCACAGUGGGUGCUUUGUUUUAAGAUAAAAAGAAGAUUAAUCACCAUCUUUAACAUAUGAACAUGAGGAUGAGCAUGAAGGCAAGUAUCGCCUGUGAGUGUGUGUCAUGGAAAUAGAAGUGUAGGAUGCUGCAUGGUUGGAAUGUUUCAUAAUAUUACAGGUAUUUCAUAUAAAUGAAUCUGUCGGUACUUGCUGAAUUUAAAGCUACAGCAAGGCUUGCAGCCAUUUGCUAUCAGUGAACCCUCAAACUUAUGUAAGUGUCUAAUGCCCCCCCCAGCCUCAUUUCACCACCUCACACCAGAACAAUGGCCAAGCUGUGGCCUGUGUGUGCAGAAUGCCUUGGAUCAGUCUCUAUAUUUCAUUUCAAUACAUCACAGUAGCUUGUGAAUACAUUGUUAAAAUGUGUGAGGUCCCAACUCUGCUGUAAAACCUAGAUCCAGUGUUGUGAAUUUAAAUCUAGGUUAUGUUGUCCCAUAAAUGUCUCUUUCACUGAAGUGCCAAAAUCAUUUUUUUUAUUUAUUUGACAAAUUAAAAGUUUUUGUCAGGGUGGUAGAAAUAAAAUCAAGCGGAUUAGACGCAGUGGAGGAAAGAUACUCUCAAAAUACAAACAGUCCCGUCCCCUCCCCUCCAUCCUACUAAAUAACAUCUCUGAACAGAAUUAUUGCAUUAGAGAGCUGGAGCAGCAUGAAGUCUCUUAGGUACGAAAAGAGAGUUUAAUAUUUACGAGUCAAUUCUCAGAAUAUAAUUGUGUGCUUGAUGAAGCUGUGCUAUCACAUGUGAAGCCAUAAAUCUUGAUUUCAUUAUCUUCCUGCCAGUUUAAAAUGUGCAGAAAGAAUUCCCACAAGGGACAAAUCUGAUCAAACGUCAGCCUAUAUGGGGAAAAGCAUGAAGUAAUUUAUGAUAUAAGUAAUGUACAUGAAAAGGGAGUGCAGUGGUCAGAUGUAGGGCUUUAUUUGAACUUCACAGCACUGUUCUCCAUAUAGCUUCAAACUGCGCUCGGUUCAUGAUGAAUGUGGGAUAUGAAGUGUAUGUAAAAGGGUGAAUAUAUCAGAGCUUGCACGCAGAGGCUUCUCUGGGAAAACUCUGGUUAGUGAGAAGAAGGCUGACCACGUCAACAUCAAUGUAUUGUCUGCAUGGGGGUGCUGGGGAUAAAUACACUAUUUAUAUCCUCUUAGGAAUGUCUUCAAAGAACUCCUACAGCUCACUGGCACCUUGCCAAAGAUAAUCACCCCGUCUGAGGGGUGUCAUGCUCAAAAGGAAAAAUUAAACAUUUUUUUAAUGCUCGUAUUCGUGAGGGUAUUGUUAAAAUAUCAUCAAGGGAAAUAAAAGUGAAGGUGGUUGCAUAUUUCCUUUUCCUCUUGACGUGCAUCGCCGCUUUAUUUAUGAACACAAUUAGAAAGUCUGAGAGAAGUGGGGCCGGUGUGAGGAGGGAAACUUUAUCUCAAAGGGAUUCACAAAACCCUUGAAACAAAUGAAAUGUCAGGGCAGAGUAGCGCUCGCAAGAGGCGAUAAAAUUAGUUUUGUCUCUUCACCAUCUUUAGCAGGAUGGAAAUGAUGUUUACUUAUCUGUAACUUAAUAAGAUGUUGUUGUUCACAUAUCACAUAUAACCUGAUUUCUCUGGAGGAUGCAGCCAUCAAUUCAUGUUUCAUUACCCGAGGUGGAAGUAUUUACAUGAAAACUCACAUGUAAUCUUCUUACUGAUAGCAUACUGAUUAGUAUCCGACAAGACAUGCAAUUCCCUUGUUAAAUCACGCAUCCCUAAUUCAAUUGUUUUCCCAAUCAGCUUCUCCACUGCAGCAAGAAAUGGAGCACAAUCCUUUUAAUUAGCUGGAGUGUUUUCUGUUAACUUUCAUGUGUAAUUUCUCCAGUCAUGUCUACUCAAACACAACCCUGUUACAUCUAAUGUCACCAUGUCAUGUAAAAAUCUAUUAUGUUUUUUGGUGACGUCCCACAAGACAAGACAGGGAUCUUUAAAAGUCCUUCAUUAUUCAUCAGGUACAUGCUCUGAUAAUUGAAUUAAAAAAAAAAAAAAAAAAAAGUAUGAUGUUUGUGCUCUGUUGAUUUAUAGUUCUACAGUCUGCAUUUUCACCAACUAAAUCCUUUAUUUACUCCAGACUGUAAACAAAGUUGGAGACUAUAGUUCAGGAAGAGAGACAGCGCUGCAGUGACCCUUAACCUCCCAGACUUUCUUCCUAAUGGUUUAAUGAGAUAAACAGACCAACAGGACAGAGCCAAAGCAUUUCCUUGUGUGUGUUAAAGCUUGAUCCAGGCAUCUUGAUAGGGAAAAAAGAUGGUUAGAGCUGUUUAGGGUGAGCACUUAGGGCAAGAUUAUUUGCAGUCACAGUAGUCAGAGAAGAGAUUGUUAUAAAUGUUUCAAGAGGGCUGCAGCAUUGAACAAAAGGAGCCACUUUGGAAAAAAGAUAGACUGGUGAAAAGAGCAGUUGCUUCUUGUCUUCUGCUACAUUACCUUGUUUGUCACAUCACAGCAUCUGCAGGUAAUUGCUUUUUUCAAUUGUCUCUAACAAGAUAAGGGUUGGAGGCGAGCAAGGCCAACACUGGCGUCAAUCCCAGGAAGCUGGAGAAGGAGACCCGCUUUGUAAUUAGUGUAAAUCAGCUGGUGUCAUGUUGAAGCGAGGGUCAGGACUGACCUCACCGCCUGCAGGCUAUUCUAAUAUAUCAUCCUGCUUAACGCAACCAAUAUCUGACUUGAGGUGUCAAAGUAAAUCAUACAAGCGUCCCGCUAAAUUACAGAUGACAGUCAGAUUACUCACCUCUGUUUGUAUCUCUGAUUUCAAAUGUAUGCAGAUAUUGUAUCCUCCACAAGUCUUGAUGGACUGAGCAAGAGGAGGCUAACAGAUGUCAAAUUCAAAAUGUAUUUUUAAAGCAACUUUUACUACCAAACAAAGUGUGGAUGCUGAGGAGCAGAAGCUGUCACAGAAUGGGCCGGCUAUAAUGCAAAAAAGACAAAGUGAUUGCAGCCUGCUACUGAUUAUCUGUGUACAUCAGUGGGAGCAUUUCAUUAGGUGCACAUUCUUCCUGGAAGAUUAAACCCUCUUUUAUUUCCCUUCACAUGCAGUAUCUCAAACAGAACAUUUGUGCACCUGAUUUAUUUUUUCUAGAUGGUUUGUGCGCUGCAUGUCUCUCAUAAUCUCAGCUGGAAGAUGGUGUUCUAGGUAUACUCUAAUGCUUUCCUUGUUCAGACGCUUAUAUUACUGGAAUGAUAAUAUUCCCUGCUGGAUGGAAGUGCAUCUGACCUAUUCUUUUUGGUAUUUAUUUCCACCAUUAUCUAUAAAAACACACACCUUCAGCACUCUGCCAUGGGUUUUUCCAUUACACACAUUAUGGCAUAGUAAGUACAGCAUUAACAGGACACCUACGACCUGUGAUAUACAGGAACUCUGACAUCUAAAAAGAGGACAUGGACAAGUCCCACCAUUGUACAAGAGUAUGUCAAGGCUGCAACAGGAACACAAAAAAACAUUAUGAAGUAAUAUUAGUGUACUGAUUUUCUCUUUUCAUGGAACACACAAACCUAAUAACAACAACAACUAUUAUUAUCAUUAUCAUUAUCGUUAUCAUUAUUAUGAGAAGGAAAAGGAGAAGGAGAAGGAAAAGGAAAAGGAGAAGGAAAAGG